AUGUCUCAACAACCGUCAAAUGAUCUUGAGGUUUCUGAAGGGUCACAGCAUCCUUGUCAGUGCUCCGCUAUAUCCAGCAUGGAGAGUGUCCUUGCUCAACGGGAUAGGAUUGAACGUGGAUUGGGUAGCACGAGGAUUCCGAAUAGUCAGGACCACGUGCGUGGCUUAGAAAGUCUUCAAAAUGCUUUCGAACCUAUCAGAACGGUGGAGAAUCCUUCUGCGGUUCAUGAUGGGCAGCAGGAGUCAUCGAGGAACGUGGAGAUCCUGGAACAGUCGGUCCAGCCCAGGUCAGGAGAUAAUCAAAUUUUAACAAGACAUGGACAUGGCUUGUCCUGCAGUCCACGAAAUUUGGACCUGUCUCGUAAUCUGGCCUUCGAAGCUGCACGAAGGGUCCAGGAGUCAUCCGGGUGUCAGGAUCCGCAACACAGUCUAACAUCCAGUCCCAGUCCUCUGCUGGAACCUGGUCCAGGUCUGCUGGAAGCCAAGGAACUCGAUAAACAACUUGCUGAGGAACAUGGUAAAUCAUCGAGCAAGGAGAAGACGAAGAAUAUGCAGCAGAUAUUAAAUCCUUAUCAACAUCAUCGUGAUCCUAGUCACUUCCUACCUGAAUCUCAUCCACCUCAUGUUCACAAGCACUCUGAGAAUUUGCACAAGCAUCAGGAUGCUUAUAAAGCAACGUCUGGAUUGGAUGGCACUGAGGGCAUUAUGGGAUUUCGACAGCACACUCAUCAUCAUCAUGGGAAUGCAAAAGUUUCUCAUCAUCACGUUGGUCAAGGAGUGCCUGGAGGUCAUCAUCAUCAUCACGGUAAUUUGACAGGCAGUGGUAGCCUUGGUGGACACAUUCAUGGAAAUCCAGGAUCCUUAAACAACGGCACUACAGGACCUGGUGUUAUGAUUCAUGGUGGCUCGCCUAGCUUGCAUACACAUGGGGUAGUAAGCAGUCCCAACGUGAAUAAUCAUCAUGCGAGUACACCCAGUUUCUCUGAAAGUACCGGAUAUCAUCAUGGACCUGGUGCAGUUAGUGGAACAUCAUCGAAUUCAAGUUUGAUAAAUCAUGGAAAUUCACCAACGGGUCAUCAUCAUGCCAACGUUAAUAGCACUCUCUCAGCAACGCCUCUGAUUGCCCAUCAUCAUGGAAGCUCGUCAGGAAGUCUGACUGGACAUUCGUCCGGAAAUCAUCAUCAUCUAAGCUCUGGAAUAUCCUGCGAAUCCUCAUCUUCGAAUGCCAAUACCAGAACGCACAGUAGAUUGGAUCACGUGUACGACCAUCAUCAUCACCUUCAUCCGCAUGUAUCCGAUAUUAGACAAAGGGCUCCUUCCAGUCUUGAUCAUCAUACUCAUCAUCACAGUCAUGUUCAUAGUCAUGCCCAUGCGCACAGUCAACCCAGUGAUAUCAAGAACGUUGCUCUUAUAGGGAUUAACUCCAUACAGGUAUCACCUGGAAAAAGCAAAUGCCAGUGUCACGUCGUGCAGCAGACAACUGGAAACAAGAGAGCAGGAGGCGAUGGUGAGAAUGACGGGGGGGUCGAACUGACAUCAAGAACGCAUCAGCCUCCAGCACUCCCACCAAGACCACCCCCAAGGCCUACGAGGCAUUUUGAGACAGCAGCCCCCGAUCAUCGACACACCGGCGAGAGUGGAUGCUGCAAGAAAUACAUAAUUCUCUGCUUUCUCUGUGGCGGUUUAAACGUCGGAAUCGGAAGCUUCUUUUUGGCGGUGCACGUAGUCCUCUCAGCACAUACAGCCAGUCUAGCUCUCUUUGAAACGGUUCCAUCCUACAUUCCCGGAACUAUGCUGAUCCUGAUGGGAAUAUUCACUAUGCUGCUAGCGAGACGGAAGCACAGAUACGGUCUUCUGAUGAAAGUUUGCGGAUCCGUCAGUGUUGUCUGCGCCCUGGUCUGCGUCCUGGUGACGGUCACCACAACAGUCGUUCACAUGUCCAGGUUGCAGGGAUUACGGGAGUGCGUUUACACAGCCAGAGCAAGGUCCUGCACUUGCUAUGGCGCACCGCAAGCUAGAGGAGACCCAGGUGUACUGUUCGAAGGGACGCCGCACUGCGAAGCCGUCCACGGGGCACUGUAUUCCUGUCUGAGAGCACUUUUUGGAAUUUCCGUAGCUGGGAUCCUGGCCUGCAUCUUCUCGUGCAUGUUGGUCUACCAGCUGUUGAGUCACGAGAAGAAAAAGAUGUACUGGGAGCAAUUGGAAUUGCGAUGCAGGUCGUUGUAUGGUCAGGGUGGUCCUGCUGGGCCCACUGCAGGAUCAUGUGGUUGUUGCAAUGAUUGUGGCGGAGCAAGUCCCUGGUGGGCCCAAACUCCGGGUAACCUUUAUACUCCGAAUCCUGAUUUAGCGCCUUCCAGGCGAUGGCGUUUACCAUGGUCACGCUCCAGAGGACCUGCACCGAGUCCUGACUCAAAUUAUGGAUUUCACACGCAAGCCAGACAAACAGAAACUAAUCCAGACAGUGCGACUGGUCCCUACAGCGUUCUGAAUGCCCAAUCUGGUGGUCCUUACUCAGUGCUCAAUGCACAAAAUGGGCCUUACACUCCUAGCAGGGCAUCUUACAGUGUCCUGGAGACACCUGUACCGCUAUGGGGCCCACCGCCACCUUACAGUGAUCCCAAUAGUCCUGCGAGACGUCCCCAGGUUCCUGAAUCGAGACCUAGGAUUGCUAAGAGAUUAGACAAUUUCGAAGGGAACGAUGAUCACAGACCAAGAGUAACCAAGCGUUCAUCUGACAAUUACGAGAAUGCCGAAGAAAUCUCCAACAGUACUGAUCCCGAAGGAGGAAACGAGGGUACGAUGAAAGGAAGAAGGAUAAGAAAACCUUUGAAGGGUGUAGAAAAUGGUGCUUUCCAGCAAGAGCCAAAUCCCGCGCCAAAACAGUCAGAGAGUGAAUUGUACUUCGGGGACGUAUCAUCCUGUUGCGGACCGGAAAGCAGUUUCUACGACUUGGCCGUAGACAAGGAAGGAGCUGAAAAUCCAGAAGGAGUCGAUUACAUAGCAGCCCGUCUAGGCAAGAGACAGUUAUCGAAAAGAUCACGACUUCCACUUCCGCUGCCUACAGACAGCGCAGACGUCCCUUCAGACAGUUAUGCAAAUAGCGAGGAGCCAAGAAACGCAAGAGGACCGUUCCUAGCACCGGAUGCUCAAUACGAGGUUAUUCAGCAAGGUCGCUACGCGUACUACGCCUCCCAGGCAGACGAAGAUCUCCAGGAAGUCCAGGCAUCGUCGGCCUACUUCAGAGAGGAUGACAAUGACAGAAACCGAGAAAGGGAUUACAGAGACUACAGGGGAAAUCCUGAAGAAGAGACGCCGCAGUGCUGCUUAAGCGACGCCACGACAUUGGACUCGGGUUGGCAAAGCGGCGAGCAGCAACAAUCCGACGACAACGUGCGUCCCGUGAAUGUUUAAAUUAAGAAAUUUAAAAAAGGAACCCUUUAAAAAAAUAUUUAGCAUUACGAAAUUUAUAACCUAACAAUUUCUAGUGACUAUUAAAGACAAAGAAAGGGUCAAGAAGGAGAAAAGAGAAAGAAACAAGACUGUCUCAUUAAGCGGCAUAGCAGAAUGAACUGAUAAAAUGGAAAAUUAAUCCACUUGCGAUUCCCAGUGGAAACAAGAAACAAUGUCCAUGUACAAAAGUUGCUUUACUCUUGCCAAGGUGUACUUCUUGAUGGGCCAAGAUGUUGUGCCAAGUACUCCUUAUAUAAGUACAAUAACUCCGUGUCGAGUAUUUAAUUCAUAUAUAUGUAUGUCAUUGGUAACGGUAUAACGACUGACCAUUAUAAAGUUGAUUACACGAUUCUCGCUAUUUCUUUUAAAUUGUCGAAGAAUUUGUCCUGGAAUAAAGUAAAACUCAUACCGUUAGGCUUCUCCUCGCCCAGUAUAUAUACAUAAAACACAUCACGCAUGACGCAUCAUGGGUAUGUGUUCAAAGUUCGAGAUUAGCUCGAUUAACGAUUCCCGUUCUCCUCGUGGACCAAGGACAAUGUAGUAUCUGCUGAGAUAAGUAGUCAUCGGGAGAAAUCAUCAGAUCAUCUUUGUAUAGCCGUUACCGAGCGUACCCUUCCACCCCCCUCACACCCCUGUACCACCCAACAGUUGUGGAUUGUGUAUGAUAACAAUAACGAUAAUAAUAACAACAAUAAUAAUAUUAUAGAAGAGAGUACAUAUUUUAUAAGAAACAGACAAACAAUACUCGCACGUUAGAGACGCGUUGAUUUUAAAAGAAGAAAUGCGAAAAUGUAGUUUAAAUGUUGUUCAUCCGACAAGAAGAAAAAGAAAAGUGUACCUUAAGGAAAGUUAUAAAAUUGUAUAAGAGCCAUUGUCGAGCGAUGUAACUGUAACUAUUAUAAUAAAGCUUUGUUUUGUAAAAAAA
Cephus cinctus (wheat stem sawfly) is the source of this 4375-nucleotide messenger RNA. RefSeq lists its product as uncharacterized. The transcript has 9 exons. Lineage: Eukaryota; Metazoa; Arthropoda; Insecta; Hymenoptera; Cephidae. Bases 1 to 3411 code for a protein of 1136 amino acids. The record is from RefSeq and is a predicted model, not a curated record.